UAAUUAGCUACCAUCCUUCCAUAAAAUAUCCUCACAAGUCCCAAUUAUCAUGGCUCUAUCUUUGUCUUCCACAAUACUUAUUAUUUCUUUGUCUGUUUUUGUGCUCGCCGGAGAUGCCAUGCGAGACAUGCCUGAAGAAGUGUCGAUGACGAACAUGGAACUCAGCAAUGUAACACACGGUACCAGACUUGGAACUCUGGUUAAAGUGGCAAAUUAUAAGCGGAUUUUGGUUAAAUUUCAUUGGUCUGGUGAAUGUUUUAGAGAUACCACUGGUUGGUGGUCAAAAAAUUGGGAUUUGUCCGUUGGCUGGCUUAUGACUGAGACUACAAACGCGAAAAGCUACACAUGCUCAGAUUCUUAUGAAUUUAGAGCAGGAAAUCAAGUCAUAGCAACGGACACAUUUUACACCCGUGUAACAAAUCCACAUGAAACAAUGUUUUUUCCAACGGAAGAACAAAAACGCGAAAUACGUGCAAACGGAAUUGGCGUUUACUUAAGGAGGUCGUCUGUAACCAAAGACGACAAAAAUGAACACGACCUUCUGCACCAGGUGGUGGAGACGAUAUGAAAAUGCUCGUCGUGUUUGCUAUAAAUUCAACUAUGCAGUGUGUUUAUAAAUAAAAGGCUUGUAUAGCUUAAGUUAUAUAUUGUUGUUUCAAUAAAUUAAGCUUCAUUUCGAUUUUCCAAUUUGGAACAAAAUAUUAAAAGAGUUUAAAUUUGUGGCAUUGAAGAAAAAAAAGGCUUAACUUGUCAAUAUUGGGUAAGUUACCAUCUUUGAUCAUUAAGUUUGAUGUUAUUUUAGGGUGUAACUUGCUCAAAAUUGUUAAGUUGAGAAUUUUUUAAAGUUUUUAUAAAAUUAAACUCUUUUGAUUUGUCACAAGUUGGAGAGUCGAAAAGAAUAUUUAUUAAUUGUUGUUUAAAGUAUUUGUGAGUGUAAUACAAAUGAAAUAAAAUUCGUAUGUGUUUAUAUUAUAGACAUGGGAAUUCUAUUUGCUA
This is a messenger RNA of Mercurialis annua (annual mercury), 996 nucleotides long. RefSeq lists its product as uncharacterized. The record is from RefSeq and is a predicted model, not a curated record. Bases 50 to 568 code for a protein of 172 amino acids. NCBI's taxonomy places the organism in Eukaryota, Viridiplantae, Streptophyta, Magnoliopsida, Malpighiales, Euphorbiaceae. The transcript has 3 exons.